Molecule: messenger RNA, 3126 nt
Organism: Schistosoma bovis
Lineage: Eukaryota; Metazoa; Platyhelminthes; Trematoda; Strigeidida; Schistosomatidae
Source: the annotation of a GenBank genome assembly
GAAAAUUAUAUCAACUGAGACACCAUAAUUGCCGGGAUUAACACAGGCCAUCAAGCUUCCUAUCCUUUCCAAACUGAAACUGUACCGCUUAGUAUCAACGUUUGAGGUUUGAGGAUUGAAGACUAUUGGAGAUUUCGAGGUCAUAGAUUGUGAGGGUUUUUCAAUCUUGUGAUGACAAGUAGUUCAAACAGACGGGAUAAUACUAAACUGCAAAAUGAAAGACAUCAGCUCAUAAUUCAGGAGUUACUUCGUGAUGACGACAAUAAGUACUGCGCAGAUUGUGACGCGAAAGGGCCACGUUGGGCUUCCUGGAAUAUUGGCAUUUUCUUGUGCAUAAGAUGUGCAGGGAUACAUCGCAAUCUGGGUGUUCAUAUAUCCAAAGUUAAAUCAGUUAACCUUGAUACAUGGACUCCUAUGCAGUUGGCUGUUAUGAGGGAAAUGGGUAAUAGCAGAGCACGAGCUGUAUAUGAAGCAAAUUUGCCCGAUAAUUUUAGAAGGCCACAGACAGAUGCUGCGUUGGAGACGUUCAUUCGAGCAAAGUAUGAACAGAAACGGUACAUAGCGCAAGAAUAUACCCCAAGUAAACCCGAUGUAGAAUCAUUAAUGAAAGUAGGUCCGAAUUAACAUACUACGUUUGUCAGUGUUGUUCUAUCCCAUAAAUCACCCUGAUGUGAACUCAUCAUUGUUGUUUGCUUUUAAAUGUUAAGCAACUCUUGUCUAGACCUGGUCGGUUUUUAUUAAUUUUUUCCGGAAAAACUUUCUCGGUGGCUAAAGAAUACAUGUUAGAGUUUUCAAACUUAUAUUGUUCAGCAGUUCGUUCGCUCGACACAGUAUUUUUGGUUCUACGGAAAUCUUGAAAUGGUUUGUGGCAGAUAUUAAAUUCGAUAAAAUGUGAUGUAAAUGUAACAAUCAAAUUAAUUACACCAUAUUACAGCAGACUUAGAAAUUAGGACAGAUGAAAAGAAUAUAGCUAAUAAAGUUAAAGGAAAAACAGGAGAUGAACUAACUGGAAUGGUAGUUUAUGCAUGUUGCUACGCUAAAAGGAAACGAAAUGAUGAAAGCACCUGUCACUUCUACCAGUUUUAGAGGAUAUCACUCCGUUCCAAUAACUACUCAGCAGGUUACCUCGAAUUAGGGAUAGGAGAUCGCAGCCUCUCCACAAAUUUCUCGAGUGAAUAACCCUUCUGAGAUCAAUAUAAUCUAUUUACUAAUAUUUACCAUUUGACUUCGAAAGUCAUUCACUAUGCGCGUUGAUAAAUAUGGGGAAUUGCAACGUCUUGAAUUGUCUCAAAAGAAAAAAUCGCCUACUGUGAGCUUGGGUGCUCAUUUACAACAGCCUACCAGCAGAACGCAUCGUCCAUCUAAGGAGCUACCAGUAACAUCAUCUGAAACAGAUAAUGUUAACAGGACAAACAACGAUUUUGACCUUCUGGGGCUUGACAGUGCUUCUAGUCCAGAAAAUAAAAAUAAUCUAUUUGAUCACGGUGGUUUUAGUCAAGCAACUUUUGGAAAUCAACAAAAACAGUCAACUGCUGGACAACAACCAGUCAGCUCACUAGUAGAUACGACCCAACAUAUACAAAAACCUAAAGAUACUGCAUCUAGCUUGACAUCUGAUCUUCUGGGUUUGGACUUUGGAUGCACUAACCUGGUCGGUGAAAAGACUACAAAUGUAGCUAAUGAUGGACAAGUGUCUUCAGGAUCCACGUCAAAGAUAACCAAAGAUUCAAUCUUGGCUUUGUAUCAGCAAAGCGCACCACAGUCAAGUAGUUUGAAUUCCGCAUUGUAUCCAGGAACUAUGGGACACUUCUCAACUUCUAACUUUUCAGGAAAUCAAUACUUUGGAUGUAAUCCUCCACUUGAUAAUUCUACGCAUAACAAAAAUAUAAACAAUUCGGGUAAUGGGGAAACGAAGGAGCCACAUUUUCCUCCCAAUCAAUUUUUAUCAUACGGUUUGGGCAUAAAUCCAGCUGGAACUAAUAAUUUGAAUGGAUCAUCGCAAUUUAUUCCUCCGUCACCUAAUUUCGCUGUCUGGCCUGAAAAUAAUACUUCCGCAUGCUCAUCUAUUGCAAUACAACCGAAUCAGAACAUUGUUCGUCCGAAUCAGUCGUUUGAUUUCAGUAAUACCUUAAACUCCAACCGUAAUAAUCCAUGCACGAACACAUUAUCUCAGUUAUGGAAUAUGAAUAUGAAUCAAACAUUACCAAAUCAAACGUUUGGGAAUUACGUUUCUCACUCAGCAAAUAACAACGUGGCACCAAACAAUGAAAUGUAUUUAUCUCAGGUUAAAAGUCAGUUAACUUCAUUAUAUCUUGGCAAAAGUCCACUGAAUCCAUAAAAUUUGUCAGCUAACUGUCUGAUAGUUUGGAUGAAUUUAACUGUCGUCAAACGUGCAUAUCUUAUAGAAAAUACAAACAAAUUAUCAUGUCACCUUAUACAUUUCGUUGUUCCCAUAGAUCAACUGUGAUAUAUUUAAAAAUGAAUAAUCAAAUGUUUGACAUUAUAAUUCAUGUUAAAUUUUCUACCAUAUAAAUUCAAAUCUUUUAUUUUAUCGGGACAGCAUUUUAAUCCCAGUAGUCCGUUUCAAAUGUAUGUAAAAAAUGUUUGUAUUUGUAGCGUCUUUUCUCUUCACUUACUCACAAAUAUUGUUUUUCUAUUACACUGAUACGAAUCAAUUGUCGUUGAUAUAGUUUUUUUUCUUGUUUUGCUUAAAUAAUGAUUCAAAUUGGUAUAUAUAUAUGAUCUUUUGACCUUGAUUUCCUCGUAACCAAUAUAAACAAGUUGAUGAUUUGACAGAUAUUACUUUCAUCUAUCUUGUUCUUACUACACACUCUCUUUUUCUGUUCACUUUAAUGAUAAGCAAUAGGUUUUUGUUGUAAUAACCCAUUUAUAGGUAAAGUUUAAUCUAUUCUCUUUAUUUCCCUACACAAUGUUUUAAUUAAUUACUAUUUGUCGAUUGGACUAUUUUAAAUAAGUUUUUGCUUUGAAAAAACUUCUUAAAAAUAUUUUCUUUUAUCAUAUAAAGUUUUUGUUUAUUCCGCUGUUUCAAAAGAAUGAAGAUGAAAACGAUGGAAAUUUAAAUAAUCUCGUGCACAGAAUAUGAAAUAAUUGAUAAAUCACAAAAAA